UCGGAUUCCCAUCCCUCUCUCGUACACACGGUUGACAUCACGGUUCUUGGUGGCAUGGCAUGCGUUCCUACCUCUGGCUCUGUGGGAUCAAUGUCACUGGAUGGUGGUACCUGCAACACUGCUCAGCGCAGCGACUCUUUUCUGCAUAGAGGAGUCCAUCAGUGGGACAGGGGACUGUAUGCGUAUUGUCUGAUUGUCCUACCCCUGUUCCCACUCUCCCUACCCUCCCCGUACUCUGUGACCACCGGGACCUCUCAAGUACCGCAUCAGUUCACUCUGAUGUCGAUGGAACAGGACACCGGGGCACUGCCACGACGCAGUGCCAGGCUCGCAGUUCGUAGCCGCCCUGUGGUACCUCCAACACCCAAGCAGCGACUCAGCAAGCGGAAGACUCCAGCAGCAUCAUGUACAGCAAUAACAGUACCGAGUACCACCGGGGUUCUUCCCACAUGCCCGGUCCAAGGGGCCGGUGAGCCGAUGGCAGCUUACCUUCAGCGGGUACAGGCAUUCACAAAUGCCGUAGCUACCGCAAAGGCACAGGAGGAGGCAGCAGAGGCGGAACGUCAGCGGCUGGCCAAUGAGGCGGCGGCCCAAGCUCAGCAGACUGCUGAGGCUGACGCCGUGGUGCGAGACAAGCCGAACGCCAUUUGCAUGGAGUCCUUGACUAUGAAUGAGAGUGAGUGGACGACACUGCUCCAAGGCAUGCUGUUUGUGCCUUCGGAAACACAGGCGGAUCCGACACCAGCGGAGGAAGAAAGGAGCAACCUGGAUAAUCUGAUGUUGAAUAUGAUGCGAGCGAUCAUGUGGAACAACACGAUGUUAAUGGUGCAAAUACACGAGGGCAGACAGCUGCGACAGAUUCAGCAGAAUGAUUCUGCAGCCUUAACAGCUGCUGUUCGCGCUGCCGCCACACAUCAGCAACAACAGCAACAGCUGUUGAACACCACCACCGCACGCGUCAACAACAUCGAUGCUAAGGCCUCAGCAGCGCCAGGCUGCACGACGGACGCGACGAAGCAGCUCAACGAGCGCAUCGAUCACGUCGUCACUAUCAUCGACGAUAUAGGCAAUUUCACUAGCCCGGCCACAAUCAGCAGCGCGGUGGCCGCCAUCAAGACGGACAUCACCAAGCUGAGACGAGACCGGACGCCGCUACGAAGACUUACAAGAUGCCGCACUUUGACAUCAGCAACAUCAUGCCGCACUGUCCCGGCGGACGACAUGAUGAAGGCACUCUACUUACAACUGAUUGGAGGAGCGCAGGCAUGGAUGAACCAUCUGGCGGCUACCAAGAAAUGCACCAUCGCCGAACUCCGCACGCACAUUCUGUGGAAGGAGUUCGAGAAGCUAUGGCUCACCCGGUUCAUGGUUCGCAACGUCGUGAAGGCAACCAUGAACGAGGUGUACAUCUGCUCUCAAGGGAGUAUGCCAACUCGAGACUGGACAACUAAGUGGCAGAAGAUAGUGAACACGCCAGGCUUCGAUUUGAGUUUUACCAAUCAGCGAUCCGAGUUCUUCUCGCGAUCGUGCGCAGGACUGCGGUCGACACUCAACAACGAGUACGAUUAUGAUUCAUUCCAGGCCAUUCUGGAUCGUGCGAACUUAGUCAUCCAAACGGAUGACAAGGCCGCAAACGAAUGGCAGUCCCAACCGCAUUAUGUGGCUAAGCAGGGCUAUCAACGACCGGCACAUAACAAUGCUGUAAUUUAUGAAGAAACAGUCGAUCUCCACGCUAAAGCAGCAUCCUCGAGUGAUGGAGGAUUUGUAGCAGCGCUCCUGCCGAAGCGUCCCAAGAGAGUUUGGAAGAACAAGGCGACACAAGAGACGACAUCGACGGGAAAUGGGCAGCAGCCAUGGACGGCUUACAAGAUAACCAAGGAUGUCUAUGACCUUCGUCAAAAACUUGAGGAGCUUGACACGCUCACGAGAGAGAACUUCGCUUGGAUGCCUCUACCCUCGACCGGAACCUUGCCAAGGCCGCAUUGCAACGUCUUAAUUGCAAAUCUACGCUCCUAUUUUCACACUACAGUACCAGCUCCGUUGACGGACGACGGAGUAGCGGUUGUCGAUCUCCGCUCCUAUCUUGCGAAGAUUGACCGCGAGUACCCCACCCAAAGGUAUGCCGAAACCGACGCUCCUUUGCUCAAUAUCCGCAUUCAAAUCGGAAAGGCAACCUGUAGUGCCUUGAUUGAUUGCGGUGCAUCUCGCAACUUUAUGAGCCAAGUCUUUAUGGCCCGCGCAGGUCUUGGCCCGCGUCUUCGAAGGAAGACGCAACCUACGCAAGUUACACUCGCAGACGGCCGCACACAAAAGUCAAUUGACCGAUGCGUCGACGGCGUUCCGGUAUACUUUGCGCCACUUGCGUGCGAGCCGGUGUCUUUUGACAUCCUCGACACCAAGUUCGACAUGAUUCUAGCCAUGUCUUGGUUGCGUAGCGCCGAUCAUCCGGUGAACUUUCAUGACCGAACCGUUCACAUCCGUGAUCGGAACGAAGUGUUAGUCCCAUGUACGGUUGCGACCCCUCACACUUCGAUUGCUUGUCACGUGGUUUCCGUUGCGAGAAUUCGCGACGCCAUAGCUCGGAAUGACGUCGAGGAGAUGGGCCUUGUAUUCUUGCAUGCUCUCCCCUCGCCGGACGGACCAGCCGCGUCACCGCCGAACCCACGCAUUUCUCACCUCUUGGACGAGUAUAGGGACGUCUUCGAGGCUCCCACCGGAACAAAUCCGGAUCGGCCCAUACGUCACGGGAUCACUCUCGAGGCUGGCGCCGUCCCUCCGCGUGGAUGUAUCUACCGCAUGAGCGAAGAGGAACUCGAGGUGCUUCGCGCACAACUCGAUGAUCUUCUCGACAAGGGCUGGAUUCGCCCUAGUUGCUCGCCAUACGGUGCACCUGUUCUCUUUGUCCGGAAGAAGAACAAAGAUCUACAGAUUGAAGUCCAGCCUCAAGAUCGGUACAAGGCCGUGUUCAAGACGCGGUACGGGCAUUUUGAGUGGGUUGUCAUGCCCUUUGGCCUCACCAAUGCCCCCGCAACUUUUCAAGCAUUUAUGACGACUGAGUUUCGCGACUCGCUCGAUCGCAGCGUCCUCAUCUACCUAGAUGACAUCUUGGUCUAUAGCAGGACGUUGGACGAGCACAUCACACACCUUCGCGCUGUUUUGAAUUGUUUGCGACUGGCCAAGUACAAAGCGAACCGCGACAAGUGCGAGUUCGCCAAGCAAGAGCUUGAGUAUUUGGGCCACUAUGUUACGCCAAAAGGAAUUCGUCCCUUAGCGGACAAGAUCCAAGCCAUCGUGGAUUGGCCGGAACCCCGUUGUACAACGGAUGUACGCUCUUUCAUGGGUUUGGCUGGAUACUAUCAGCGAUUCGUUGAGUCAUACUCGAAAGUGGCCGCUCCUUUGUCGAGACUCCAGUCCCCGAAGGUGCCCUUCGAGUUCGACGACGCAGCCCGUGGCGCGUUCACUACGUUGAAGGCAGCGAUGCAAGCCGCACCUGCCCUCCGUAUAUACGACCCCACCCUAGCCACCCAAGUGACUACGGACGCUUCGGGAUACGGUAUUGGUGCGGUGUUGGAACAGUGUCACGAGGACGGUUGGCAUCCGGUCGAGUAUUUCUCCCAAAAGGUGCCUCUCGUAAACACUCUCGUCGACGCUAGGAAGAAAGAGCUACUCGCGUUCGUCACCGUUCUCAAACGGUGGCGCCACUUUAUUCUCGGCCGUCGGCGUUUUAAAUGGAAUACGGACAACAAUCCGUUGACCUUUUACAAAACGCAGGACACAGUCACUAGCACGAUCGGUCGAUGGAUGUAUUACAUCGACCAGUUCGAUUUUGACCCGUGCCACAUUCCCGGUCCCGCCAAUCGAGCUGCGGACGCCCUCUCACGACGGCCCAACUUUUGUGCCAUUGUGACCACGACAUUCGACCUCGAUGACAAUCUGCAGCCGCAUUUCGUCAAAGGCUACAAGUCCGAUCCAAGUUACUCUACGCUAUAUGCAGAGCUCUCAUUGGAUCACCCGCCGGCUAGCCACUUUCGGAUUUUCGACGGGUUCCUUCUCCUUCACACGAGAGGAAAGGACUCGUUAGUUGUGCCCCAAGAUCGCAUCGUACGGACUCCGGCGGAGCUCGCACGACUCUUGCACAUCGGUUGGAUUACCAACCAGGGUGUUCCGGAAGACAUAGUGAGCGACCGAGAUACUCGCUUCAUGUCGACCUUUUGGACUUCCCUCAUGGCUGAGUCCGGUACGACAAUGAAGCCGAGCUCGGCUCGGCACCCGCAGACGGAUGACCAAACGGAGCAAGCGCACCAGACCGCUCAGAUGAUGUUGCGUACGCUCAUCCGUCCUGACCAGAAAGAUUGGGUUGACCGGCUUCCGGACGUCGAGUUCGCCUAUAACACUUCGGUGCACCCGGCGAUCUGCGUCACACCAUUCGAGCUACAUCAUGGUGGAGAGAAAGCACGGAUCUUCGCUGAUCUCCUUUUGCCACAGGCUGCCGACAUAGACGUCCCUUGCUCUCCUGCUUCCGUUCGGAAGUACCGGGACUUGCUGAUCAAAGCCCGCGCGAAUACGCAAAAGGCUCAAAUCCGCAUGCAAGAGCAAGCUAACCGACGUCGACUUCCAUGUCCUUUCCGCGAGGGAGACCUUGUUUGGGUCCUCUCCGAGGAAUUUGCGCUCGAGCAGGAYGUUUCGCGCAAACUCCUUCCGAAAUGGUUCGGACCAUGGGAAGUCACUUCUGCCGUUCGAGACGACCCUACAGGUCCUUCCUUCGUGAUCAACAUUCCACCGCACCUUACAGUUCAUCGGGUCUUCCACGCAUCAAAGCUGGCCAUCCACACGCCACCUUCAGUUGGCGAGUUUCCCGGACGUCGAUCACAGGAUCCGCCUUCCAUGGACGGACAUCAGGAAGUGAACCGAGUCAUCACGCACUGCAAGUAUGGCAACAAGCCAAUGCAGUACAAAGUCACAUUCAAGCAAUGUGCGCCUGACGACACUCGAUGGAUCUCUAGUGCAGACUUGCAGACUUCUGCACCCCUUAUCUUCGCCAACUAUGAGAAGACACGACUUGCCAAGGCAGCAGCUCGUCCCACCCGACCCAUCCCGGUAGGAGUGGUUAUCGAAGAGCCGUUCCCGAUGCUUGCGCUCGAUCAAAUGUGCGCAUGUACCCAGGAGCAGAUCUUGCAAUUCACAGCGAUGGAGGACGUUGUAUCUGUUCUUGUUGAGUCCCAUGGACCAGGAUCGGCAAUGCGCGCAGGGUCGGGUGCUGCCCUUGGAACUGGGAUGGGACCUGGCACUGGUCUCGUAGACGGUCCGGCUCUGUCGAUUGUCCCAACAUUGUCGAAAGAUCCUUCUACUCUGUCGUCGACAAUAUUGACCAAUGGAGCAGCGACAGCUAGCGCUGGCACAUCACAUGACAUGUGCUCUAGAGGGCCGAUGGGAAAACUUGAACGCCACGAUCAUCUCGAUUUCUCAUCUCUGUUUCCAAACUCAGAGAGUCCGGUCAUUGCAACGGCCGCUGAUGCUGAGAAGUUUCACGGCAUACCUAGUGCGAUUGUCAUCCGUCUGAACUUGGUCCGAUUUGUGUGCGAAAUGCUUAGUGCGCUUGCAAACAACAAGUCUGCGCAGCAUGGUUUGCUGUUUCACGGCAUACCUAGUGUGAUUGUCAUCCGUCUGAACUUGGUCCGAUUUGUGUGCCAAAUGCUUGGUGCGCUUGCAAACAACAAGUCUGCGCAGCAUGGUUUGCUUCUACUGCGGUUGGUCUGUUUGCAACUCUGUGCUUUUCUUCUCUUCAAAUCUGUAUUUGAAGCCAGGGAGCCGGAACCUGGUCCACUUUGUGUAAACAAUGCUCAGUGCACGUGGAAACAAGUAGUCUGCGCAGCAUCGUUUGCUGCUUCUGUGGAUGCUUGCUCUGUCUGCAACUGUGUGGCGUUUGCUCGUCAGCUCUGUGUUUGAAGUUUGAACCCAGGGAGUCUGAACUUGGUCCAAUUGGUGUUAAAGCACCAGUACACCACAUAUCGGCCCGCAGGUGUCAGCAUGAAACCCGCGCCACUUCGGAGACCGCCGAUUUUUUUUUUCGGCAGCGGGCCUGGCCGCGCGGCGCCUCCAAGUUUUGCUUGUGGCGACAAAAACUUUCUGCAAGGCUGCUUUACGAAUUGCGAGGAUAUCUGUCCUUGGCAUGACCCUUAGGGGCCCCCUACAGCAGGCAAGUGCCCGCCCUAAGUGACGGUGGGCCCUGCAUCUCAAUGAGGCCUGAAAUUGUCAGUUUUGCACAGCCUUGGUGGGCGCCGGACAGUUACCACGCGCCAGUUGGUUACAUCCGCCUUGCUCGUGAGAAUCAGAAAUAUUUGUGAGCCUUCUAGGCACUUCCAGCAGCAUGGGGAAAAGCGGAGAACACCGCACGUUUGUGCCUGGGUGGUUGGGCAUGCUCAACCAAAUCGGUCCCAGACCACUGUCUGAAUGGGCCUGGGCGCAGACACUUUGGCCCAAUCGGAAGCUAAUGGAAAUGUGUGCGCCCCAGGCAUAGCAGUGAGCAGGCCAGGCCAUUUUGAUACAGGGAAGUGCCUGGUUGUGCAUCAUUGAUUGGGGCACUGGGCAGUGGAUGCUGCAGUGCUGCUGGAGAUUUGGCUCGUGCGUGACUGCUUGCUUGCGCUGGUGCUGGGAAACGAGCGUGGUAGCUGGGAGAAGGGCGCUGCCCCUAGGCAGCGCUAUAGACAGGCCGCCCCCAUAACCGGGCUUGGCUUGGAUGUAGUCAGCGGGUAAGGUGGUGGUCUUGCUUGGGGUAGAGAGUAGAAGUGGGAGAAGAAGACGAGGGAGAGCAUGAGAGGGAGAGUUGGAGGAGGUGAUGUGAGGGCAUGUACCUCGUCUUGGAGGAUGACAACAUGGUCGACAUCUGCAUGUACUUUGUUUGCUGCUGCUGAAGUCAACGGGUCAUUUUGUAGCUCGUGCGUAGCUGUAGGAUAGUAGUCUGGGCGCUGAGCGCCAUUAGGAGCUAGAGGUUCAAAGACAAUUGAGAUCGACGCUUUGCUGGUGGUGGCGAGGGUGCAUGCUUUCAUUGACAAUUGAGAUCGAUGCUUUGCUUCUCCUCCGGUGUGAUGUUACUGCAUUUCUGCUUGCUGGACAGCUUUAUACUAUCUGGCUUUCAAUUUUCAAUGUCAUUUUUGCAGUCUGGAAUUCUGUCAUUUCAAAUUUGCCAUUUGGUGGGGCAUUUGGAACAUGUUGCAUGCUCCGACUCAAAUGGAUUGUACUAAAAUCGAGUCUCUCUUUUUGCUCAUGUUGUUAACGGGGACCCCCAUUUUCAGGCCCUGGGUAACGAGUCCAAAACUGAAAUUAGGGUUUCGGGGUCAAAUUUUAUGUUUUUUGAAGAAGAAAACAAAAUUGGCCUGUUCUU
Chara braunii is the source of this 7381-nucleotide messenger RNA. The record is from the annotation of a GenBank genome assembly. Lineage: Eukaryota; Viridiplantae; Streptophyta; Charophyceae; Charales; Characeae.